CCCUGGCCAUGCCAAACUUUCAGCUUCCUUUUGUCAUCGAAGUCGGCGCGUCAGGAAAAGGAAUUGGUGCAGUUCUCUCGCAGCAAGGGCGCCUAAUUGCCUACAUGAGUAAGGUGCUCGGCCCAGCUAAAGCAGCUUGGUCCACUUAUCAGAAAGAAAUGUUGGCCAUCACCACCGCAGUUGAGAUGUGGCGGCCGUACUAACUUGGCCAUAAAUUCCAUAUUUAUACCGAUCAGAGAAGCCUAAAGUACCUAUUGGAACAUCGCAUCGUAACUCCGGACCAGCACAAAUGGAUAAGCAAACUAAUGGGGUUUGACUAUGAGAUAUAUUACAAGGCUGGGCCGAGAAAUCGGGCGGCAAAUGCUCUUUCUCAGCAUGCAGGAGGACCGCAGCUGGAUGCCAUUUCCCAGCCGUUCACUUCAUUAUGGGACGAGCUACGUGCGACACUGGAAACCAAACCCUAUCUCCGCGAAGUCCGGGACAAGGCCUUGUCAGUGGAACCCGGGAACUACACAUAUCAUCAAGGCUUGGUUUUCUAUAAGGUUCAGGUGGUUCUUCCCCCGCUUACCAACUUGGUGACUAUGGUGAUUCAUGAGUUCCACGAUACGUCCAUGGGUGGUCACUCGGGCGCAGAGGACGUAGCGAGAUUAUCGGGCCAUUUUUAUUGGCCGCAGAUGAGCAAGGCUGUACGAGAUUAUGUUGUCUCAUGCGAUGUUUGUCAGUGGGUGAAGUCAGACUCGUUAUCACCGGCUGGCCUUCUACAUCCACUUCCGAUCCCAUGUCAGGUUUGGGAAGACAUAUCGAUGGACUUCGUUGAAGGAUUACCGGUAUCGGGAGGGCGUUCGAUAUUGUUCGUGGUGGUUGGCAGGCUGACUAAAUAUUCCCAUUUUAUGUCCUUAGCUCAUCUGUAUACAUCUCUUAAGGUCGUCGAUGAGUUCAUCGAAGGGGUGGUGCGUCAUCAUGGGAUUCCGUCCUCUAUCGUCAGCGACCGGGACGCCGUCUUUGUUAGCCUGUUCUGGAAGGAGUUCUUUAGUCGUACGGGGACUAAGAUCAACAUGAGCUCUGCUUACCAUCCACAGUCAGAUGGUCAGAUGGAGGUUGUUAAUCGUUGUGUUGAACAGUAUCUACGGUGCUUUGCACACCAGCAACCGCGACGUUGGCAAAUGUUCCUGCCCUGGGCGGAGCUCUGGUAUAAUACUUCCUUUCAUCGAAUUAUUGACAUGACUCCGUUCAAAGCUUUGUAUGGGCGAGACCCGCCUAGUAUUAUUCCAUAUGCAAGUGCUUCUAGUUCAGUGGCGGUUGUGGACCAAUUGUUGGGCGAGCGCGACGCCGUGCUACGUGAACUCAAAAAGACUCUCGCAGCUGCAAAGGAAUACAUGAAGCAAUGAGUUGAUUUGAAGCGGCGGGAUUUGCAGUUUGAUGUGGACGACUUGGUUCUUCUCCGUCUCCAGCCAUAUUGCCAGCACUCCGUGUUUCGGCGAGCUUCCGAAAAGCUAGCUGCCCGUUACUUCGGCCCGUAUCCCAUUGCCGCUAAAUUUGGCGCGG
Messenger RNA from Linum trigynum, 1545 nucleotides. The record is from the annotation of a GenBank genome assembly. Lineage: Eukaryota; Viridiplantae; Streptophyta; Magnoliopsida; Malpighiales; Linaceae.